GCCUGUAGGCCCAAUAACAACUCCUUCUCUUCCUUCUAUAGCACCGUGGAACAUGAUAGUUUUAUGUGAAAUGCUGUAAACAAACGGCAACACAUUGUUUGGAAUUCGGGUUGUUUGGGGGUUCUAGAACGUUCUAGAACACUGCGGUAGCUGUCCGUACCCGUUCUAGAACAUUGUCAAUGGUAACGGUAACCGCUCUAGAACGUAUGAAAGGAUGCAGUGCCGGGAAUUGUCAGCUCUUGUCCCGCCGGCUGUUGCCGUGGUGACCGGUGUGGAGAUAAUAGCAGUUAAUGAGAUAUUAACCCCGAAUAAGGAAGAAGACAGGAAGUGAUGAGCGUUUGCAGGAAAGACUAAAGACAGGAUUCGUCAAUGGAUGACCCCGGCCGGAUCAAUAUUGUUCUGUUAUUCGGCGUCGGUAACAAGCAGUCCCGACCCCGUCCCUCUGAGACCGAAGAGGAAUAAACCACAAUCAAAGGAUGGCGCCAGCAAGCGGCCUCACUCCCUUGUCUCCCUCCGAGUCCUUGCACACCAAUCUCAUCAUCCCAGUGGUUCAAAGAUGAAGAUAUCAGGAUGUCUAAAGCAGCAGAGGAGGAGAAGCCUGGGGCUGAGUAUCCAGGGGACAGUUCAGACUCUGACAGAAACAGCCCUGAUGACCAGGUCCAGCCGAUGAAAACAAGCCCCUUCAGCGUCUCUCCCACACCGGCUGGCAGCAAGGGAAAGAGCGAGGAGAGCUCUGAGAUGACACACAGCACCGUUCACCCUGCUCCUCCUGCACCUCCCUCCCAACAACAACAACAACAGCAGCAGCAGCAGCAGCAACAACAACAACAACAGCAACAGCAACAGCAACAACAACAACAUCACCAUACACAGCUGAUGCUGGCUGGCAGUCAGCUAGCAGGGCUUGCCGCUCUCCUUCCGGCCCAGCAGCAGCUGCUCCUGCAACAGGCUCAGGCUCAGCUCCUGGCGGCCGCCGUCCAGCAGUCCAACGCGGCCCACGCCGCUCACGCUGCCCACGCCGCCGCGCAGCAACAAGCCAACCAGCAGCAGCAGCAGCAGAACCAAUCACAAUCCCAGCAGCAGCAGCAAACCAAACAGGAACAAACAGUCCAAGCCCCUCAGCUGGCCCUGUCGCAGCCAAUCCAGCUCACAGCCCAGGACAUCCAGCAGCUGUUGCAGCUCCAGCAGCUGGUGCUGAUGCCGGGUCAUCAUCUCCAGUCUCCUGCUCAGUUCCUCCUGCCUCAGCCAGCACAGGCACAGCAGCCGCAGCAGGGUUUGCUCUCGACACCAAAUCUGAUCCAGCUACCUCAGCAAAGCCCAGGGGGACUCCUGACGUCCCCACCCCGCCUGGGACUCCAAGCACAGAGGGAGAAGAGCAGUGAUGUUGUCGGUGGAAGCAGCGGUGGCGGCGGCUCUAUAGUCGCCACCGGCAGCAGCGGCGUCGGCGUCGUGACGUCUGUCGGAGCCACCUCGGCGUCCAGCAGCGUCAUGACCUCCCCGCUGACCUCCGGGAGCCACGGGGGCCACGGGGGUCACAUGGGGGACGAGCCCAGCGACCUGGAGGAGCUGGAGCAGUUCGCCCGCACCUUCAAACAACGACGCAUCAAGCUGGGCUUCACCCAGGGAGAUGUCGGCGUGGCGAUGGGCAAACUGUACGGCAACGACUUCAGCCAGACCACCAUCUCCCGAUUCGAAGCUCUCAACCUGAGCUUCAAGAACAUGUGCAAGCUGAAACCGCUGCUGGAGAAGUGGCUGAGCGACGCAGAAACCAUGGCAGUGGACAGCAUGCUGCCCAGCCCGUCUUCUCUCUCCUCCCCCAUGCUGGGCAUCGAGGGUCUGUCCGGCCGCCGCAGGAAGAAACGCACCAGCAUUGAGACCAACGUGCGCGUGAUGUUAGAGCGCAACUUCUGCAUGAACCAGAAGCCUACCUCGGAGGAGAUCCUGCUCAUGGCGGAGCAGCUCAACAUGGAGAAAGAGGUGAUCCGCGUUUGGUUCUGCAACCGCAGGCAGAAAGAGAAACGCAUCAACCCGUCCAGCAGCACCACCCCUCCCCUGCCCAGCCAGACCUCGCCUGUUGUGACACACAAAGCCCCGUGCUACAGCCCGCACAUGAUAUCGAGUCAGGGACUGUCCCAGGUCACCACCUGUCUCAGCACAACAGCCGCCAGCUCUUCAGCUUCCUGCCCCAUGACUCCCGUCAGCUCAGCUGCAGUAGGCUCCACCUCUUCUUCUGUGACUCCGCCUCCUCAUAGCACAGCUAGCCCCGCCCCUCCCAGCCUCGGGGCCCACGGGCUCAACACCGGGAACACAAUGAUGGGAGUAAGCACAGGGAUGAACCAGGCCCUCAUUGGCAGCAAUCCCCUGGCUACCAUGCAAGCUCUGGCGGCCAGCGGCGGUCAGCUGUCCAUGUCCGGCCUCGAGGGGAGCCCACACGCUCACAUGCUUCUGGGCGGACCCGGGGGUCCCGCUGUACCUCCUUCCCUCCGCCCCUCCCUCUUCCUCAACCGCCCCACCCUGCUCCCCAUGGUGACCUGCUCAAUGGCGACCACCUCCACGCCCACCCUGGGAUUGGUCAGCAGUGGCGUGGGGAGCGGCCCAAGGCUCUCCUUCUCCCAGUCUCCGCCCCCUGGCGCCGGCGACCUCAUGAGCCCGACCUCGUGCCACGAGGAGUCCGCAUCUCCUUGUUCAAGUCCCGCCUCUUUCUGUUCCUUCAGCGAAGCAUCGCCGCCACCCCUGGGAGGGGCCAUGGCCGAGUGA
Centropristis striata (black sea bass) is the source of this 2757-nucleotide messenger RNA. It is a transcript of the gene pou2f2a, whose product is annotated as POU class 2 homeobox 2a. The record is from RefSeq and is a predicted model, not a curated record. Gene Ontology annotation, biological process: regulation of transcription by RNA polymerase II. Gene Ontology annotation, cellular component: nucleus. NCBI's taxonomy places the organism in Eukaryota, Metazoa, Chordata, Actinopteri, Perciformes, Serranidae. The transcript is spliced from 18 exons. Gene Ontology annotation, molecular function: RNA polymerase II cis-regulatory region sequence-specific DNA binding; DNA-binding transcription factor activity, RNA polymerase II-specific.